AUGACAGGUGGAGAAGAAUUUAAUGCUGCUGCAAACAUAAUGAUACCAGUAGAAAAUCCUGAAAGUUCUCAAAAUAUAGCCGACAUCCAAAAUGAUGAGAAGAUGGCUCACAUGGCGCAAGAGUUUGAGAUUUUGAGAGAGGAACUACGACGAGUGCGAGACUUGGCCAAGCUUUCGGCUACUACCUUCCCAAGUUUCAAGAUGCCCAGCUACCUCCCUAGAGCUGACCUGCCUCCUACAGAUUCUCCAAACAUGCCUAAACGUGCUCCCGUUCAUGGUCAAGCACCAUUAGCUCAUCCGUCUGCAAUCAGGACUGCUCCUGACCUUCCCACUCAAGACCCCGUCACACCUACCUACCCAGUGACAAACCAGAUAUUUGGAGCACACACCGUCGCUCCUUAUGAUUCACAGAUCCCACCUGUAUAUGCUGUUGAGGCCCCUACUUUCACGACACCGGUUAGGGUCAAGGUCUCGCAUGAGGUGGACCAAUAUGCAGAGAUGGAGAAGGAUGCCCGAUUGAAAGAAGAUGAGUCAAUAGACGCUCAACUUCGAGGUCUAAGAAAGGCGUUGAAAAACCUACAAGUCUCUAGGGGAACAGAGAGCCUAGAUUAUGAUGACUUAUGUAUCCACCCAGAUAUUGACAUGCCGGUAGGAUACAAGCCCCCAAAGUUUGACAUAUUUGAUGGAAAGAGCGAUCCUCACGCACAUCUGAGGGCAUACUGUGACAAGUUAGUCGGUGUAGGGAGAAAUGAGAAACUAAGAAUGAAGUUGUUCAUUCGAAGUCUAUCUGGAGAAGCGUUGACCUGGUAUACACGCCAGGAUCCUCGCAAAUGGUAUAACUGGCAGGAAAUGGCUGAGGAUUUCAUGAAUCGUUUCAGAUUUAAUACUGAAAUCACUGCGGACAGGUUCUCAUUAGCCAACAUACAAAAGAAACCAUCGGAGGACUUCCAGGAGUAUGCACGACGUUGGAGAACCGAGGCUGCAAGGGUUCAACCACCGCUCGAUGAGAGUGAGCUCUCAAAAUACUUUAUUCGAGCACAAGAAGGUAUCUACUUUGACAAGAUGAUGUCAAUGAUGGGCCAAAAGUUUGCAGAAUUGGUCAAGAUGGGAGAUUUUAUAGAGGAAGGCAUCAAAUCAGGUAAAAUUCAGUCCAUGGCUGCAUUGCAAGCUGCAAGUAAGGCCAUACAAUCAGGAUCCAUUGGUGGCAUCAAGAAGAAAAGGGAGGAUGUUUCAGUCGUCAAUUACCAACAUGGAGGACAAUCCCACCAAUACCCAAACAAUCCCCAAAUUGUUGCACAUACUCCAUACACCUCGUAUCCAGUGUAUAAUACCCGACCACACUAUAAUCCACCUCGAGCACCAACAUACCAAAGUCCAACAAGACCACAUGUCCCACUCCAAGCACCAACCCACCAAAACAGACCAGCAUAUGUGCCAAGACCACGUCCAAAUCUCGAAGCCAGAAAUACUCGCACCUAUACACCCAUUGCUGAACCUUAUGCUCAAUUGUUUGAAAGGUUAAGGAUAGCAGGAGUACUACAGCCAGUUGAGGGAAAACUCCCCGACCCAAUCCCUUACAAUUUUGAUGGAAACAAGCGAUGCGCUUACCACUCGGGAAUCCAAGGGCAUGACACAGAAGAUUGUUAUGGCUUGAAAAACCAGGUUGAGACGUUGAUCAGAAGAGGAAUAAUAAAAUGCACUCCAACACCUCCGAAUGUGAACAACAACCCUUUGCCAAAUCAUGAGAAUCGAGAAGUCAACAUGAUUUCUCUAGAAGAAGAGUACAACUUGGGAGAAACCAUCACGCCUGUCUGGAACGCCGAAGAAGCUGCCACUGCAUCUCCAGUGCAACCUAUUAUCACUGUUCAGCUAAAGGAACCUCUUACUGUCCAAACAUAUCUCCCGAGAGUUGUAGUAACCACUACAGUUGCUAGAAAGGCUGAGUUUGACACCAAAGAAGUCCCAUGGGAUUAUAAAACAAAAGCCAAGGGCAAGAUGAUUGACACCGCUGUGGCUCAGGGGAUGACUAGAUCAGGAAGGUGCUAUACUCCCGAGAAUCUGGAUCAAGGAGUUAUUGGGAAGGAGCCGAAUCCCAAGAAGAAUGUUACGGAUGCUGAAGUCACAGAAUUUUGGAGAAAGAUGCAGCCGAAAGACUAUUCAGUCGAAGAGCAACUGAAGAAGACCUCGGUGUUAAAUGGGGUUUGCAUUCCAAAAGAGACCGCAAGUGAAACCUUAGCUGCAACAAUUGGACAAGUAUUGGAAUCUAACAAAAUCUCUUUCCAUGAUAAUGAGCUACCAACGGAAGGGACUGGACACAACAAAGCACUUCAUAUCGCGGUCAAAUGUCGUGAUAAGAUUGUGACCCGAGUUCUGAUUGAUGGCGGUUCUGGAUGUAACAUCUGCCCUUUCACAACUAUGAGAGUUUUAGGCUUGAAUAUGGGAGAUAUAGAGGAAAGUCGUGUAAAGGUGAGAGCUUUUGAUGGAGCACAGAGAAGCGUCAUUGGAGAAAUCCAUCUCACAUUGCAAGUGGGACCAGCAGAAUUCCCUAUUUUAUUUCAAGUGAUGGAUGUGUCAUCGAACUACAACCUGCUGCUGGGAAGACCAUGGGUCCAUAUGGCAAAAGCAGUCCCUUCAACUCUUCAUCAAUGUGUAAAGUUUGAGUGGGGUCACACAGAAGUUACUGUUCAUGGGGAGCUCAAUCACCCCAUUUAUUCUGUCAAUUCUGUUCCAGUAACUGAGGAAUUAGAUGGAGCCACUUUUCACACUUUAGAAAUCAUGCAAGCUGUGAGGAUUGACGAGAAGUUAGAGUCGGUUGGUGUGAAAUUGUCAGGGGCAGCGAAGAUGGUCGCAGCAGAGAUGUUGAAAUACGGGUAUCAGCCUAAGACAGGACUUGGACCCAGGGCCAAUGGCAUAGUUGAACCCAUCCAGUUGAAGCAUCAGAAAGGUACCACUGGACUCGGAUAUGGAUCUACAUCGGGACGAGUCCACAACAGGGGAUCCAUCAAGACAACGUUCGUACCAGAGCAAGUUCCGAUUCUAGAUCACGCAUCUGACGAUGAUAUAGUGGAAGGAAUAGGAAAUUUGUUCGUGGCCAUGAUUGGAGAAGAGGAAGAGAUAGAUCUCCGCAAAUUGAGCAUCCGUGAUUCCAAGCCUGGAGAAAGCUUGCAGAAUUGGACCGUCAGUCCUUCCCUGUUUCGACAAAAGUCCUGGUAG
This is a messenger RNA of Solanum dulcamara, 3213 nucleotides long. RefSeq lists its product as uncharacterized. NCBI's taxonomy places the organism in Eukaryota, Viridiplantae, Streptophyta, Magnoliopsida, Solanales, Solanaceae. The record is from RefSeq and is a predicted model, not a curated record. Bases 1 to 3213 code for a protein of 1070 amino acids. Gene Ontology annotation, molecular function: nucleic acid binding. The transcript has 2 exons.